GGAUUUUUUCUCGUCUCUGUUUAUAUUUUCGAAAAACUGUGCACUUAAUACAAAGUGAGACGUCAGCGUACAGCAGCACAAGCACAGACACACAUCGAACACCGUUAUUAACCGCUGGACCUUGAAGGUCUGCAGAGAUGUCGUCUGUGUGGCAGCAGGAGCCGUCAGGGUACUCCCCCUGCGUGGAGAUCGACUCCAGCUCUGUGAGGGUAAAAAACACACACACCUCUCCGGCCUGGCUGAAGCAGGAACAAGACGACCUCCGCAUCAUCAAGUGGGAGAACUUCCAAACUGCUGCCUCAGCUGAUUCCGUUCAGGACAACACACCCAGCAGCGCCAUGUCAGCUGGCUCACAAGCAGAGAGCCUGCCCCCCCGGGUGCUGCUGACCAUGACCAAGCUGCAGUGCAUGCUAGAGAACAAACAGGAGCGUAUCGCUGCACUGGAGAGACAGGUGGAGGACCUGAUGCAGGACCGCAAGUUCCUCAGGAGCCAGAUUGAAAACCUCACCAGUAACCGCUCCAUGUCCACCUUUGCAUCUCCCAGUCCACUCACUGAAGCUCCUAGACACAGCAAAGUGCAGCACUCAGAAAGCAAAUCUCGGAAGAGAGAAAGAGUUUCCUCGUGUUCCUCUGACAGCAGCAACAGCGCCUCUGAAGCGUCGGGAUCAUCAGAAUUUUCAGCGGCCUCAAGUGAACACAGAAGGAAAAAACACCACAAAGACAAGAAAAGAUCGAAGAAAGGGAAGGACUACAGCAGGAAAAGGGCCACCGGAGUCCAGUACGUCAUCCACCGCUACAAACAAGUCCUGUCAUCCUUCAUCAAGAAGAAAAGCAUGAGUGAAGCCUUCCGUCACCUCGGAAUCGACCGGAACACCAUCGCCAACACAGCAUGUAUUGCCGAGCUCCACCUGGCCGGCAAAGACAUGGUCCCCCUGGUGGGGGUGUUCCGCCCAGGAGAAGAGACCCUGGUCAGCUAUGCCCAAAGGUGCACCUUGGUGAUUGACAGUGACGCUGACCUGUCCCGGAGGAUAGACAUUAUGAAAGCGAACGGAGAGCUUCUGCCCAUCUCAGGGAAAAGGCCCAGAGGGUUGCAUUCUCACCUGCAGCAGCUAGGGGGCGCUGUAGAGAGCAUUUUAAUAGGUUGAUUAUUAUUUCAUUUGGAUGGAGAAGUGAGACAUUAUGCCUUCAGUGUUGACAUUCUUUUGAUGAUUUUCCACUUAUCAGAAAGACUGGAUUGAAAUGUCUGAUGUAGCAUUUUUUUGUGUAUUCACAUCUCAAGGAGAACAAUAAUGUACAUUAUUUUCAAUAUAUUUAGAAUCACAUUCCCACAUUUAAUAUGUUUAUUUUUUUACAUAAAAUACACACAACUGAUUUACAGCUGCUGUCACCUAUAGGUUUUCCUUUUUUAAAUUUAAGAGAAGUGUGUGUAGUGUUAGAAAAAGCCACAAGAUGGCAGUGCUCACAUAUCAGAGAAAUCAUUCCUCCUGUCAUUUACUUCCAAAAUGGUGGAUAGUGAAUUUCCAUUUCCCAGCACCUUGUUUUUGUUGGAGGUGCUACUUUUUGCUCAUAGACUUUGUUUUCCAUUUGAUUCAUAUGCUGUCGUUGAACCAAAUUAUUUAAAAACGACAUUUGUUACAAAGUGUGUCCUGAACUGCCAACAAAUGAAAAAACACUGUCCAUAUGAAAA
Trematomus bernacchii (emerald rockcod) is the source of this 1687-nucleotide messenger RNA. Its product is annotated as coiled-coil domain-containing protein 106-like. Bases 138 to 1145 code for a protein of 335 amino acids. Gene Ontology annotation, cellular component: nucleoplasm. The record is from RefSeq and is a predicted model, not a curated record. Lineage: Eukaryota; Metazoa; Chordata; Actinopteri; Perciformes; Nototheniidae. The transcript has 5 exons.